AUGAAGGUCACCACUAUCGCAUCCGUUCUCUGCCUCGCCGCGACCCAGCUUGUCGCUGCGGACACCGUCGUCACCUCAACGGCGACAAAUACGAUCACCAAAACGGUUUACCGUGUUGCCGCCCAAACUGCUGCUGAGAGCCUGUCGGCCACGCCGCUUGGUUCUCCGUCCUCUACGGGCUCGGUGGCCUCCAGCCAUGCGCACCACGCCAGUACUGCGUCGGGUAGCUCAGCCAGCACGGCCAGUCCGUCGGCUACUCUGAGCUCCGCUGCUGGAACCUUUGAUGCCAGCAUGCCUGUUGCGCUCGUUGCUGGCUCCGUGGCUUUCCUGUUGGGCUACCUGUGA
Messenger RNA from Aspergillus bombycis, 345 nucleotides. RefSeq lists its product as uncharacterized. The transcript has a single exon. The record is from RefSeq and is a predicted model, not a curated record. Bases 1 to 345 code for a protein of 114 amino acids. Lineage: Eukaryota; Fungi; Ascomycota; Eurotiomycetes; Eurotiales; Aspergillaceae.